Messenger RNA from Fomitopsis serialis, 1701 nucleotides. RefSeq lists its product as uncharacterized. The coding region runs from base 1 to 1701 and encodes 566 amino acids. The transcript has 5 exons. The record is from RefSeq and is a predicted model, not a curated record. Lineage: Eukaryota; Fungi; Basidiomycota; Agaricomycetes; Polyporales; Fomitopsidaceae.
AUGGACUACUCCCUGUCCAAUGCUCUCGGCUACCGCUCGAGAGGUAUUGGGCACGUCUAUGUAUCAUACGACAUCAUGUGCCAGUACCACGUCCAUCUCCAUGACCGAUUUGACGGCAAUCCUUAUCUUCAAAUGCCGGGGGGCCUCGUCCUAUACAAGUGCAUUGGCCUCUUUCACAUUCACGGUCACAAGGCGGAGUGCGAGCUCCGGCACUCUCUCACCUUCACCGAGGGGGCCGGGGAAGCGGACGGCGAGAUCAUCGAAACCCAAUGGUCGGGGAUCAAUCCCGUGUCGGGUAGUACCCGCUCAAUGUCAACAUCCCACCGGCAGGAAACCCUCGACCGGCACAUGAACAAUUGGAAUUGGAAGAAGAUGAUCACCAUGGUGGCUUCGCUGAGAAGGAAAAUCAAAGCCAAUCGGCCACUGCUGGCCGACAUGAAGGCCGACCUCACCGCAAAGGAGGCCAGUGUCGAUGCCGAGAUUUUGGGAGAGUGGAGGAGGGAACUCAGGAUAGUACAACGACGAAGGCUGCGGGACGUGAAGGCUGAUUUGGUGACAGUGCCUUCGCGGCUCGAACUUCAGAUUAAGCUGGCAGAAGAAGAGGGUAACGGCGGGGACCGCGUUGGCACAGCGGACUGGAUUGCCGACGGCCUGAAGCUUGAAGAGCAACAACUCGCAAUCCAGAAAGACAUAAAGCAAAUGGGGGCCACUGUGACGGGGGCUCAAGAGUUAAAGCUGGCCAAACGCAGGAAGCCUCUCGAGAGUCAGAUCCGGAGGUUCCACCGGCGAGCGGCUGCAAUUCACCGAAGGCAUGACUGGGGCGUGGCAGAGGAGGAAGCAGUGGAUGACGACUCGGCUGCGGAGUGGGAAGACGAUCCCAACGAUCCCCCAGCACAUGCCAACAAUCCAUGGUCCAUCUUUCCCAGUAAACCGCCCGCACCAUACCCAGUGAAGGCGGCGGAACAUACGAAACUCGGGCUACCUUCGAAUUUCACGCGGAAUACUCUAACCGCCAAUGGAUUGCAACGGUUGGCCGCGCACGAGCUCACUCUGCGGCGCGGACAAGCAAAUGAUGCCUUGCAGCAGCUUCGGAUUCUCAUCGGCAAGAAGUCGUUUGAGUUCCAGACAACCAUUCGGCACGGGAGGAAAGAUGGCAACAAGAAGCGCACCCGAUCCUUCACCAAGUUGGGUAAACUCGACCGAGCUGUACAGCUUCAAGCCGCAAUCUAUCGCCGGGCCCGAGCGGCCAUGCAAGUGCUCGGCCUGUCUGCAGAGGAUCAAGCUAAAUAUCAGCAGCUCACCCCAGAUGAUCUAAAGACAGUAACCGCAAUUGCCGAGCCCAACAAGGCCGGCCAGCGGCACAAAUCCCCCUCGUGGAUAUGGAAUGUUAACGUCGGUGGCGACAUACGGAGCAAUGACGAGUUGGGAAUCAUUCACAGGGUACAGUGGUUCCAUGCCCGUUCAAAGGUUGACAGAUUGGAGGAAGAAGCCGCCAUAUUGCGCAGGGAGCUUGACUCCGUGUGCCGAUACUUUGAUCAUGAAGCAUGCCGGUGGCGGGAACUAGCGACCACCAACUCCGAUACCGAGUACCCAGGAUUUUCCCAGCACUGCCGAGCACAAGGCGCACUGUUUGAUCGCCUGCGUGAAGAUGCGAAGGUGGCAUGGCGGGAUCUGUACCUGGAGCCAAAUGUCGUGAUGUAG